AUGAAGCACAACAGGGAGAAGAAGUCAGCAGAGCAGCUCUUCAAUAAGACGGCUCAGUCAUGUUGGACUGUGGAGGCUUUGGUGGCCACCGUUGUCUAUGCAGCCGCCCACACGACUCCCAGGGGUAAUGAUUCAAACGGGGUUCCUGUUCUUUGGCAUUCUUCUUUCUUCUUCACAUUUUCCGUUGCUGACACAGUCUCGCUCAUCAGUUCAUUGGCUUCUUUGUUCACGUUUCUCUCUAUCCUGGCAUCACCGCUUGAGUACCAAGACUUUUAUCGUUCUCUUCCAUUCAGGCUGCAUUUGGGGUUCACCCUUCUGUUCUGCCCACUAAUAACCACCAUGCUCACCUUCACUGCUACUAUUAUGCUCUUGAUUCAUCCCAAAAAGAAAUGGACAACGUCCCUUGUUUUUGUUGUUUCAUUUCUUCCUGUCCGUGUGUGUGGCUCAUGCAGCUUCCUUUGUCUAAGGGAUUUUCCCAAGGUUUGA
Messenger RNA from Prunus armeniaca (apricot), 486 nucleotides. The record is from the annotation of a GenBank genome assembly. Lineage: Eukaryota; Viridiplantae; Streptophyta; Magnoliopsida; Rosales; Rosaceae.